Molecule: messenger RNA, 7010 nt
Organism: Mizuhopecten yessoensis (Yesso scallop)
Lineage: Eukaryota; Metazoa; Mollusca; Bivalvia; Pectinida; Pectinidae
Product: ATP-binding cassette sub-family A member 3-like
Exons: 19
Coding region: 901-5325 (1474 amino acids)
Biological process (GO): lipid transport; transmembrane transport
Cellular component (GO): membrane; intracellular membrane-bounded organelle
Molecular function (GO): ATP hydrolysis activity; lipid carrier activity; ATP binding
Source: RefSeq, a predicted model, not a curated record
GAUGCCGCUACACGUAUACGUCAUGACUAGAUAAUAAGACAAUUUAGUGUAUUUCGUGAUACAUAUAUAUGUACUUUGCAUAAAUCGAUUCUGAACCGAUCUCUUGCAGCCAACGGAUGUGCUUCAUAUAACCUGCUUCCUCUGUUCUAAAUAUAGUUCAGGAAAGACCUACGUAUACAUUAAAAUAACAAGUGUACAAUCGAAUGAUCAUUCCCCGGCAGUGAACGUGUGUGGAUCAAAACAGCGAUCGGAACUAUGGGGGCUGCCGGACAAUUCCUCUUGUUAGUAUGGAAGAAUUUCACGGUGUCUCGUCGCAAUUACUGUGCUACAGUUUUCGAGGUGGCGUUGCCAGUCGCCUUUUCCUUGUUGUUACUGAUGCUGCGGUUGCUGGUGACCAGUGUCGACCACAUCCAACCCUUCAGGUGGGAUGGUUUCCUAGUGGACAAUUUUAUAGAUGUCAACGGGAUUUUUUACUCUCCUAACAACACCUCGAUCAGAAAUGUGAUGAACGAACUGUCGGCUACUCUCGGGCAACACGUCAACAUUACAGGCUUUCCAACCUCCGCUGUCGCCGUCAGUGAGUACGAACAGAAUCCAAAAGAGGUAUGGGCUGUUAUAGAGUUCGAUGGACAAUUUUCGGGCUCUUCACUGCCUGCAGACAUCACAUACAAGCUCCGUGUGGCCACCUUACAAUUGGGGGAUGACCGUUAGAAAACAGAUCGAACCUAUCAGUUUUUUCAGCAGUUUGGACCAAGGGAACAAUACAGCAAUUAUUCUGGAGAUCCAUACUACCGGGAGAGAGGUUUCCUUUAUCUUCAGUACGCCAUCGAUAAAGCCAUCAUAGACCAAAAGAGCCCAGGGAACGGCCUUGGAACCAAGUACACAGUGAGUCUCCGAAAGAUGCCCUACCCGCCCUACGUGGAGGAUACACUUCUGGUCGUGCUACGAUCAAGUCUGCCGGCCAUUAUCCUCUUUGCAUUUAUUGUGACAGUGUUCCAGACCACCAAAAAUAUUGUUUAUGAAAAGGAGAAAAAACUCAAGGAGACGAUGAAGCUGAUGGGAUUGCACCCCAUCUUGUAUUGGUUGUCAUGGUUCACCAAAGUGUUUAUCUACAUGCUUAUCGCUUGCUUCUUCUUCACUCUGAUGAUGGCAAUCGACACUGGUGAUACCGGAAGUGUACUGCCGAAGUCAUCGCCCACUCUCAUCUUCGUUUUCCUCCUCCUCUACACGCUAGCAAUCAUUGCGUUCUGCUUCAUGAUCGCGUCCAUAUUCAGCAAAGCCACUUCUGCUGCCUUCGCCGCAGGUAUCCUGUAUUACCUGUUCUUUGUACCUUCGUACUUCCUGUCCGAUGAGUACGACACUCUGAGUCGGAGUGUGAAGCUGGCCACGUGUCUGCUCCACCCUAUGGCCCUGGUUUGGGGAGUCACUACUAUCACCAUAUACGAGGGUACAGGUGCCGGUGCCCAGUGGACCAACUUCAGCAGUCCCGCCACCACGGACGAUAAUUUCUCAUUGGCCUUGGCUAUGGGCAUGCUCUUUCUGGACUCGGUCAUCUGCUUUUUCAUCGCCUUCUACCUUGAUAACGUCAAACCUGGCGAGUUUGGUGUUCCCAAACCUUGGUACUUCUUGUGUACGAAAACCUACUGGUGCGGAACAGAUAGAACGCAGGAUAUGCUUGAUGUCGCUACCGGUCACGUGAGUGAGGAUAAGUUUGAAGGCGAUCCUGCUGACCUCAACAUUGGCAUUAACAUCAGUCACCUUCGAAAGGUGUUUGGGAGUGGCAAGAAAAGAAAGGCAGCAGUGGUGGAUACUACACUGAACAUGUACGAGGGUCAGAUCACAGCCCUAUUGGGACACAACGGGGCGGGCAAGACCACCACCAUGUCCAUGUUGACAGGAUUUAUACCUCCAACAAAAGGAACAGCCGUUAUUAACGGCUGUGACAUUCGAAAGAACAUAGAGGGUGUCCGGAAGAGCCUUUGCCUUUGUCCGCAGCACAACAUAUUGUUUGAUAAUCUGACUACAGCGGAACAUCUGUGGUUCUUUGCUAAGUUAAAAGGCUGUCCGGGAAAUCUUCUGAAGCAGGAGAUAUCUGGAAUGUUGAAAAUGUUAGGGAUAGAGAAAAAGGCGAAUGUUCUGUCAUCGCGAUUGUCCGGUGGUCAGAAAAGGAAACUGUCAUUGGGAAUAGCACUGAUAGCUGAUUCUAAGGUCGUCAUACUGGACGAACCCACCUCAGGAAUGGACCCGGCCGCGCGAAGAGAGACGUGGGAAAUCCUAAGGAAAUACAGGGAAGGCCGGACUAUUCUACUUUCAACUCACUUCAUGGACGAGGCUGACAUUCUAGGCGACCGAAUCGCAAUCAUGGCCGAAGGAGUCAUCAAGUGUUGUGGUACCUCACUGUUCCUUAAGAAAACCUAUGGUUCUGGGUACCACUUGGUAGUGGUAAAGUCAAACACCUGCGACGUGAAUGGACUGACUAGCCUAGUAAUCAGCCACAUUCCACGUGCCCUAGUGGAAAGCGACAUCAGUGCGGAGUUGUCCUACGUUCUACCGUUUGAGGAGUCGCCAAAGUUUGAAAAGCUUUUUGAAGACAUCGAAAAGAACGCUUCCUCUCUUGGCAUCAGUAGUUUUGGAACAACUGCUACCACAAUGGAGGAAGUCUUUCUUAAGGUGGGUGAAGAUGGCAGAUCAGAGGACGAGGAUGAGAGCGAAACAGGAGAGAAAGGUCACACGAGCCACAGCUAUGUGGGAGACAGACAAGCUAUGGUGAUGCAGUCCACCAACAGUAGAGGUCUGUCCACAAAUAUUUACGAGACGUUUAACAAGAAUACCGGUUUAAAGAGAACUUUCCAACAGUUUUACGGAAUGUUCGUGAAGAAAGCCAUCAAUACCUGGAGAAACAAGGUCGUGACCCUAGUACAACUGAUACUGCCUGUCGUAUUCACCGUAUUGGCGUUCCUUUCCAUACAGAAUAGUCCGGGCCAGGACACCACCGCUGCAGAACCGGCUUUGAUACUUGACUUGGCGCCUUUCAAAUCAGAUUCCAUUGUUAUGUAUAAAUCUGGCGAUAAUCUGGAUCCAGAAAUGGUUCAGAUCAAAAACCAUUUUACGAACUUGUUUUCCUCAUACUCCACUGAGGAUGCUAAAGAUUUCGACACCUUGGAAAAGGCGUUUUUAUCGAAGGCGAAUAGCAUUGGCAUUGCCACCUUCAAUCAGCGGUACAUUGUGGCAGGCGACUUCUCGAAUGGUAGUGCACCACUGACGGCCUAUUUCAAUGGGCAACCUUACCAUUCCUCGGCGGUGGCGCUGUCUUACAUGAUGAACGCCCUAUUAAGGGGGAUAACCAACUCCAGCAGUGAUUAUAUCACAACAAUAAACCACCCUCUUCCGCCCACUAUCUCCGAUCAGAGCGACAGGGCUAACCGCACGGCUUCCACCGGGGGAUUUACUGUGGCCCUGCUCGUCUUGUUUGGGAUGGCUUUCCUGUCCACAAGCUUUAUUCUGUUCCCCAUCAAGGAACGAUCCACUGGUGCCAAGCACCUGCAGACUGUAAGUGGCGUAAGUCCCUUUGCCUACUGGCUGUCCAACUACUGCUGGGACUUGCUGAACUACUUGUUUGUAGUUUGUUGUAUAGUGGUGGUGUUUGCGGCGUUCCAGUCGCCAGCUUACGUAGAGGGCGGUCGAAUUGGCCUGAUCAUUCUGGUGUUUUGUAUCUACGGGAUGUGUUGCUUGCCGUUCGUUUAUUUGCUGCACUUCCCGUUCUCCACACCGUCGACUGGUAUGGCGACCAUCACCAUCCUCAAUAUUAUCUCGGGUAUGAUUGCACUGUUGGCGGUGUUUAUCCUUGAGCUACCUGGCCUUGGGACCGAGGACGUGGGCAAAGCCCUGAAGUGGGUGUUUACUGCUCUUGUGCCACAUUUCUGUCUGGGGAGGGCUUUGAACGACAUUUACGUUAACUACCAAGUCACUCAGACCUGUGAAGAGCUCCAGUAUCGAACAGCAUGCAUGUUAAACAAUCUAGGGCCUUGUUGUUCAGGUUGCACAGCAAAUUGUCUUCUGUUCGAUGAGAGCUACAUGACAUGGGAAUCUCCUGGAAUACUCAAGUAUAUCGUCUUCAUGGUCAUCCAGGCCGUUGUUUUCUUCGUUUUCGUCUUGGUCAUAGAGUAUGGCGUACUUGGACAGCUCAUCUACUGCAUCUGCAGUAAUGGCGGAGCAUCUCAUUCUGACGAGGAACACCUAACGGGCGUGGAAGAGGAUAGCGACGUUAAAAUGGAGAGGGAAAGAAUCUGGAACUCGCCCCUCACCAAACUGAUGGAGAGCGACGCGCUCAUCGUCAAAGGUCUGUCAAAGUCGUACCGUCGGGUGAAGGCCGUUAAUGGGAUCAGUGUGGGUAUUGCCAGUCAGGAAUGUUUUGGGCUGCUAGGACAGAACGGCGCUGGAAAGACCACUACGUUUAAGAUGAUAACUGGUGAUGUGUUCGUUGAUGACGGGAACGCCUACCUGAACAGUUUUGAUGUGAAGCGCCACUUGAAAAAGGUCCAGCAGAAUCUUGGCUACUGUCCGCAAUUUGACGCCCUGAUUGACCAGAUGACCGGCCGAGAGACGCUGACCAUGUACGCCAGGCUUCGCGGGGUUCCAGAGAACCGUAUAAGAGACGUAGUGAGCGAUAUGAUGAAUUCAACGAUGCUGACAAAAUACGCUGAUAAAAACUGUGACCAGUACAGUGGUGGUAAUAAAAGGAAGUUAAGCACGGCCAUCGCUCUGAUCGGAGACCCGCCGUUUAUAUUACUUGACGAGCCGACAACAGGAAUGGAUCCUGGUGCUCGGCGGAAACUUUGGAACGUGCUUUCUGAAGUCAGAGCCAGAGGAAGGACUUUGGUGCUGACGUCACACAGUAUGGAGGAAUGCGACGCACUUUGUACCAAGAUUGUUAUCAUGGUCAACGGGAAGUUUGUCUGUCUAGGUAGUCCACAACAUCUAAAGAAUAAGUUUGGACAGGGCUACACGCUCACUGUCAGACUUGGAACGGCAACAAAUGGCAAAUCAGUUUCACGGGAUGACGUCAAAAAUUACGUGAUACAACAUUUCCCUAACACGGAAGUGUUUGAUGACUUGUACCAGGGCUAUCUAACUUUCCAGAUCCCGGACUCGAAUGUUCCUUUGGCUAAGGUAUUCGGUACGAUGGAAAGGGUGAAAAAUGAUUUCGGAAUCGGGGACUACUCGGUCCAAUCAACAGCUCUAGAACAAGUCUUCCUGGCCUUCACCAGGAACCAGACAUCAGCAGACGACAAGAAAAAACGAAAAUGUUGCUGUUUUUCUUGUUGAGUUAAUAGUUGAACCACAAACUUUUUUUUCGCAAAUUCAUGAUGUAUGCUAUAUAUAUAUAGAGUUAGUUCAACAUAAGUUCACUGUUACAUCAGCAACAAACGACAUGGGGAUUGUUUUGCACUAGCUGUGUUAUUUGAGUUCAUGAAUGAACUGGAACAAAUGAAAAGGCAUUAAACACAGUUGACAUACAUUUGUACCUGAUCAAAACUGAGGUUCAGGCGGUGCUGAUAGAUCUAGGUAAACAAAAUCCAGUGCACAGAUACAGUGACUUAGAUGUAAUUACUGGCAUAGUUAUAUCUACUAAUGUCACCGUGCAAUGAAGUUGUGAUGCUGUAUACUACGUACCAGUGUUGAAAACUGGAGUUUUGAUGCAGUAAUGUUGUACACUGAAAUAGUAAUGUACAUUGAAGCAUAGAUGAUGUAAUAGUGCUGUACACUGACGUAUUGCUGCUGCAUCGUUAUUAUCAUUUCUGUAUCGGCAACAGGAAUGUUAAACUUAUUGUCAUUUAAUUUAAUGCAUUAACACGUUAUAUGAGAUGUCACUUGUAGAUCAGGAUAUCGAUGACGUCAUUAUGUUGGGACUAGCCUAUUGGCUGCCAUAAGCCUGUGAUAUUGUGUUAUAUAUCAGAUCAUUUCAAAGAGUCAGGGUUACGUUUUGUGUUCUAAUCGCGAUAUGUUCGAUGAAUUUUUGUAUGGUACAGUGUGAUACAAGAUAACAAAAACGAUAUUAUUAAGACGAACUUUAACUAAAGAGCAGACAAAGGGGCGUUACUCUUUAUAAAAAAAACACAGGUUUUGAAGAUUUUAAUGGUUUUUCAUCACGAGAGAGAUUGAUGAUUGAAUCUGUUUGUCAGUAUCACAUUAGAGUCGACCUCAAGAUAACGUUUAUGGAGUAAUCAAAACAAGUUGUUGUUGUCAAUUCACCGUCGUGAUGUUUGUAAUGUUAUGUGACUAACUAUGCUUAAUCGAUUUAUAUUUGUGAAUCUCACUGCGCUGUUGAUAAAUCACCAUUCCCCCGGUGCGUAGGUAGUGUUAAUAACCGGUACCAUCCCCCUCCCCCGGUUUGUAGGUAGUGUUAAUAACCGGUAUCAUUCCUCCCGGUUCGUAGGUAGUGUUAAUUAUCGGUACCAUUCCUCCCGGUUCGUAGGUAGUGUUAAUAACCGGUACCAUUCCUCCCGGUUCUUAGGUAGUGUUAAUAACCGGUACCAUUCCUCCCGGUUCUUAGGUAGUGUUAAUAACCAGUGCCAUUCCUCCCGGUUCGUAGGUAGUGUUAAUUACCGGUACCAUUCCUCCCGGUUCGAAGGUAGUGUUAAUUACCGGUACCAUUCCUCCCGGUUCGUAGGUAGUGUUAAUUAUCAGUACCAUUCCUCCCGGUUUGUAGGUAGUGUUAAUUAUCAGUACCAUUUCUCCCGGUUUGUAGGUAGUGUUAAUUACCGGUACCAUUCCUCCCGGUUCGUAGGUAGUGUUAAUUAUCGGUACCAUUCCUCCCGGUUCGUAGGUAGUGUUAAUUAUCGGUACCAUUCCUCCCGGUUUGUAGGUAGUGUUAAUUACCGGUACCAUUCCUCCCGGUUCGUAGGUAGUGUUAAUUAUCAGUACCAUUCCUCCCGGUUUGUAGGUAGUGUUAAUUAUCAGUACCAUUUCUCCCGGUUUGUAGGUAGUGUUAAUUACCGGUACCAUUCCUC